AUGAUACUCCUGGCAGUAUAUGUUGAUGACCUACUAGUCAUCAGAGCAUCCACUGCACAGAUUCAGUCAGUACAACAACAACAACUUUCAAAUGUGUUCAGCAUAACCAACCAAGGCAACGUCUCCCAUAUCAUUGGAUUAAAUGUAAGGUACAAGCAUGAAGAAUGCACACUCUCGAUUGAUCAGAGUGGAUACAUUGAAGGGAUUCUGAUCAAGUUCAGAAUGGAGAAAGCAUGGACAGCUCUAACGCUGGCAACUGAAUCAAUAAACGACCUCAGACCACAAGAAGGUGACACUGCAAGUGUGGAAGAGGUGUGGCACUAUGCAUCGCUUGUAGGAUCAUUGUUAUGGGUCAUGCAAGGCAGUAGACCUGAUAUUGCUUUUGCCAUUGGAAGGUGUGCAUGUUUUGUGGCAAACCCAUCCAGGGAGCACCUAACAGCAGCCAAGCACAUAUUGAGAUAUCUCAAGGGUACCAUAAAGUUGGUCUUCCAAGCUCCAACUGAUGGUAGUGAACAGUUCAGUGGAGGCAGAAUAUGUGGCACUAGCAGGGGUGGCAAGGGAACUACUGUGGAUGACAAUGUUCUUACAUGA
Messenger RNA from Ustilago hordei, 591 nucleotides. RefSeq lists its product as uncharacterized. The coding region runs from base 1 to 591 and encodes 196 amino acids. The record is from RefSeq and is a predicted model, not a curated record. Lineage: Eukaryota; Fungi; Basidiomycota; Ustilaginomycetes; Ustilaginales; Ustilaginaceae. The transcript has 2 exons.